UGAGCACUAAGCACUAGGUGCUGACCCUUCUACGGUGCAAUCCUGAUCCGAAUCCUUGUUUCUGCCCCGCGCUUACCGACCAGAUAACAUGAGUGAUCUUGCCGCGUUCGAUCCUCCUCCUUCUCCACCACCGCCGUCCUACGAAAUAUCACAGCAUGAAUUCGAUCAGAAGACAUCGCACGUCCUCGAGCAGAGCGCGCGCGACCCACCCCCGCGACGCGUCGACGAGGAAGGCUUUGAGGUCUGGGACGAGGCGAUCUUCGAGGCCGCCCUGAACGGCAUGAGUACCCUUUCCGUUGGCGAAGCAUCUCGGCCUUCGCAUCGCAGAGCCAGCUCUAGUUCUGCAGCCCCCACUUCUACACCUGGAUCUGGUCAUGGGUUGGGCUAUUCACUAGAGAAGGAAAGGAUACGAUCGCCACCACAAGAACCCCCUGCUGGAUCUGGGUAUGGGUAUGGUGCAAGUUUGGGUUCGGGAUCUGGCUCGCGCCCGUAUGCAGAGUCGGCUUCAUCCUCCUCAGUGCCUUCCUCGACACGGCAGAAUGUUCGGCCCCUUCGCGUGCAGAAGAGGAUCCGACCUCAGAAGGAACGUCCUGCUUGGUACGCGGAGGCGGGCCUUGGGGGAGGCAGCCCGCCCCCAUCCCCCCUCGAGCCUCAGACUCAAGCGGGAAGCUCGUUCUCGCGCCCGCCGCCGGUGCAGCUGCAGCGAGGACGUACCGUUAUGACUAGUGCCGAUCGCGAGGGCACGCCUCCACCGGAGUUCACUCCUGUCGGGCCUUCACUAGACGGUCCGCCCUACGAGGAUGCGAUCGUCAUGACCUACGAGGGGGAGCCACUUCCUCCUGCGCCGGGUGCGAAUGGGACACCUGAACCUCCCGCGUUCUCGACCCCGACCCCGCCCUCACCUCUUACGCCAGCAUCGACCCUACCCGCCGCAGAACCUGCCCAUCCGAUCCGGAGUCCGACGCCUGCGCACUCGCACCCACGACCCCACUCAGCCGCAUGGCAGCGUCAUCCUGUCCACUCGCAGUCGAUGCCUCAGAAUCUGCCGGCCUCAUCGGUGUCGCCUGUGCCGCGCCCGCAUGUCGCCGCUCAUCACCAAUCCCUGCCUUUCCCUUCCUCGCAGCAUGGCAACGUCCAGGCUCGGCCUCUAUCCUUCUACCCACCAGGACAACCUAACGCCCCGCGCGUUCCAUUCAACCCGCAGAUGGCAUACGCAAAGCCGAUUGCUCCUCUGAUCCCUGCUCAAGCGGCAGACACGGGACCGCAACUCGUCGACCCGUCCGCGUUCUACAGUCACGCUGUCUCGGCGCACUACUCUUUCAACGUGCCCGCACGGUUGACAAAUCAGACACACGCCGGGCAAUCUAUGCAAUCCCGCUACUCUCAGCAUUUCACCCAGGACAUAGCGCCUUCUCCGAAUGGCUUCGGAUCGAAUCACAUUGACAAGGGCGUCCCACCUCUUGUUUCCCCGCGACCAAACUACGGAUACAGUCAAGCGGCGUUCAGUGAUACCGCCAGCAUUUACAGCCAGAAUGGUGAAGCAACUAACUGGGCGCCCAAUGGGCAGCAGGGCUGGCAGUCGACUGGAGGAGGAUACCAAACUUACCGAUGACGAAACUUCAUUGCGACAACGACUCCCGCACGAAGCGUAACGGCACUUUAGGGACACUGCAAUAGAGGUUGCUAAUGUACCAGGUAUAUGUACUAUUGC
Dichomitus squalens LYAD-421 SS1 is the source of this 1711-nucleotide messenger RNA. RefSeq lists its product as uncharacterized. NCBI's taxonomy places the organism in Eukaryota, Fungi, Basidiomycota, Agaricomycetes, Polyporales, Polyporaceae. The record is from RefSeq and is a predicted model, not a curated record. The transcript is spliced from 3 exons. The coding region runs from base 89 to 1612 and encodes 507 amino acids.